AGUAUAUAAGCACUUUGAUUGUACAAAUUUAUCCCACUUCAUACAAGGUACAAUCAAUAAUGUUGUGUAUAUAAUCUGGACAAAAUAAUUAAUAUUGUGCAAGGUUUUAAUACGAAUGCAAGGAAAAUGGAUAAUGAAACCAUUAUCGAAUCGAUCAAAGAUAACAUCAAAGUUGUGAGAUUGAACAAACCACGUAGAAAAAAUGCUAUAGAUUAUCCUAUGUAUGUCCAAUUAACAAAAAUACUUAACGAUGCAGCCACUGAUAAUAGUAUUUCAAUAAUUGUGUUAACCGGUACAGGCGAUUUCUACAGCAGUGGAAACGAUCUGGUAGCAUCUAGAGAAGCGGACUUUUUGCAAGUUUUAGAAGAAUUCAUAAAAGCUUUCAUAACAUUCCCAAAGCUGCUGAUAGCAGUUGUUAAUGGACCAGCUGUAGGAAUAGCAGUUACCACACUACCGUUGUUUGAUUUCGUAUUUGCUUCUGAAAACGCUUACUUUUAUACACCAUUCACAAAAUUAAAUAUCGUUGCUGAAGGAUGCUCGUCUUUUACAUUCCCAAGAUUGAUUGGCGCAAGAAAGGCUAUGGAGUUAUUACUAUUAAACUAUAAAAUGCCAGCCAAAGAAGCUUUAGAAUGCGGCUUAAUCAGUAAUCUUUACAAAACAGAAGAGUUACAGCAGAAAGCAUGGGAGAAGAUAACAGAAAUUUCUAAUUUGCCCGAACAUUCUGUGAUAACUACGAAAAGUUUGAUGAGAAGAACCUAUAUAGAAGAUUUAUUAAAGACUAAUGCGAUUGAGAUAGAAGAGCUAAGGAAGAUUUCCAACAAUGCGAGCAAGUUAUAAAAUAUAGUCAAAGAAAUUGACAAAUAUAUCUUGAAGGUUGGAUUGGAUAUUCCCUCUUAAGACUUUUUACAAAAAAACGCUUUGGGUAGUUAUGGAAUUAUAAAUAUUAUGGCAAACAUAUUGUGUAUAGUAUAUUGUUAAAUGAAAUAUAUAUUGAGUAAAGUAAAA
Maniola jurtina (meadow brown) is the source of this 1005-nucleotide messenger RNA. It is a transcript of the gene Dci, whose product is annotated as enoyl-CoA delta isomerase 3, peroxisomal. The transcript is spliced from 4 exons. Bases 127 to 837 code for a protein of 236 amino acids. NCBI's taxonomy places the organism in Eukaryota, Metazoa, Arthropoda, Insecta, Lepidoptera, Nymphalidae. The record is from RefSeq and is a predicted model, not a curated record.